AUGCAGGCUAUAAAUUUAUCUAGUCCUCAGUUCCUUCGAAGACUUGAUGCACGGAGCUUGAGGAGUCUGUCUGGAGUUCGCAUUAAUGAGCAAAUUGUGCAGCUAGUACCGAAUGCUGAGACGUUCCAAGUUCUGUUGCGAUGCAUAAAACUAUGGGCUAGGAGGCGAGGACUUCAUUGCCAUCUGCUUGGUUUCUUUGCUGGGAUUCAUUUGGCGAUUCUUGCAGCAUAUGUUUGUCAGAAAUAUCCUAAUGCCUCUGUCAAUGGUUUGUUCACCAUGUUCUUUGAGAUAUUUGCUAACCGGCCUUGGCAAAUUCCAGUAGACCUGCAUGGUCAGCCAUUUAAAUGUAGGCGUCCAGAUGGGUGUUUAAUGCCCAUAGUGAUGCCUUGUACUCCACCGGAGCUCUGUGUGUCUAAUAUGACAGAAGGUACCUUCAGGAAGAUCAGAGAGGAGCUUAUGCGUGGUUAUACUUUGACAAAGGUCAGUAAGUGUAGAUAGUUUCACUUAUAGUUG
Messenger RNA from Lolium perenne, 513 nucleotides. The record is from RefSeq and is a predicted model, not a curated record. Lineage: Eukaryota; Viridiplantae; Streptophyta; Magnoliopsida; Poales; Poaceae.